Messenger RNA from Drosophila teissieri, 1491 nucleotides. RefSeq names its product phenoloxidase-activating factor 2-like. Bases 1 to 1491 code for a protein of 496 amino acids. The transcript is spliced from 4 exons. The record is from RefSeq and is a predicted model, not a curated record. Gene Ontology annotation, molecular function: serine-type endopeptidase activity. Gene Ontology annotation, biological process: proteolysis. NCBI's taxonomy places the organism in Eukaryota, Metazoa, Arthropoda, Insecta, Diptera, Drosophilidae.
AUGAUUCGCUUCAAAUACACUCAACGGAUGGUUCUAAUGUACGGAGUUAUUUUAAUAGUGUCCCUCAUCCUGCUCGCUGGUCAUGUCCAGUCGCAGAAUCAGGAUCUUUACCGAAAUUGCGGUGGAUCAUCUGAUCACCAUUGCGUCCCACGUCACUUGUGCCGGUUUCAACUUGAAUUUCGAUCGGCAAUAGAUUACCGCAACCUAGGAUGUGUUUCCACAGCGAUUUGCUGCCCCAAGAACCUAACAAUCAACGAGCCAGCCGUCGACCAUCUUGAGCCUAUUGUUAAUCCGUCAUGCGGAUUUAUCAACCCGAAUGGUGUCACCUUUUCAUUUAGUCAGGAAACGAUCUUUGCCCAGGAGGCGGAGAUACCAUGGAUGGUGGCCCUGCUGGAUGCCACAAGCCGCAACUACGUGGCUGGUGGCGCCCUUAUCGCUCCACAUAUAGUGAUCACGGCCAAGCAAAGGAUCGAAAAUAUGAACGCCAACCAGCUUGUUGUGCGGGCCGGCGAAUGGGACUUGGAUACCAAUACCGAGCAGCUUCCUCAUGUGGACGUUCCUAUUCGGUCGAUUGUCCGUCAUCCUGGCUUUAAUUUGACAACCGGGGCCAAUAAUGUGGCGCUUGUGUUUCUCGUCAGAUCGCUUGAAAAAUACCGGCACAUAAAUCCAGUAUGCUUGCCCACGGCUCCAAACAAUUUUGACUUUAGCCGCUGCAUAUUUACCGGCUGGGGUAAGAAGUCCUUCGAAGAUUCCACCUACAUGAAUAUCAUGAAGAAGCUGGAAUUACCGGUGGUCCCAAACCGUCCCUGUCAGCAGAAACUUCAAAGAUUUUACGGAGGAGAUUUCGUCGUCGACAACAGCCUAAUGUGUGCAGGCGGGGAGCCUGGAAAGGAUUCAUGCUUCGGUGAUGGUGGGUCUCCGCUAGCCUGCCCGAUGAAAAACAAUCCGCAGCGCUAUGAACUGGCUGGCAUUGUGAACUUCGGCAUAAACUGCGGAUUGCCAGACGUCCCGGGUGUUUAUACAAAUGUGGCCAGCCUUCUCCAGUGGAUUCAUACGGAAGGAAACAACGGCCCCCAGCCUGAAAAGCAAGAGGGGAUUCCUUAUGCAAACCCGCAAAAAGACCAGUAUACGCAACCGAACUAUGAAAGAAUCCCUCCAUAUAUUGCAAACAAUGGAUGGCAGAUCCAAGAAGCUAAUCCAUCACUAGCCCAAGGGAAUAGUAAUAGUAAAGGUACGCCAAUUACUUAUUACCCGUUUACAGAACCCAAGAAGCCCAAUUAUUAUGCAGUUCAAGGAAAUGAUCAACAAAUUGUUAAACCCCCUCAGCAAGACAACGACUCAGAUGAUUUCAAUGGGCAACAUCAUUCCAAUGUGGAAUACGAAUACUGGACACAGUGGACACAGUGGAGUGCCACAAAGAGAGACAGACCGCAAGGACCGCAGAAUGGGGAUGUCCUCGGUGGCGUGGGCGUGGGCGUGGCCGGCAGUUAG